AUGCCUGUCGAAAGAAAACCUUCAAAGAAUGAAUCAAACGAAAUAGCAACACACGAUUUACCGAAAGAUACCAAAUCAUUAGAAAUAAAUUUGCCAUCUAACGAAAUUAUAAAAGAAUUUCAUGAAGAGUCACCCAUAACGUCUCCGGAAGAGUCUAUUGAAGAGUUUCCUUUAACACCGCAAAGUGAGUCUAUGGAAGAAGUUCAUAAAGAAAGACAUUAUAAACGGAGGGAACAAGCAAAUAUAGAAUCGCCACUAUUAAAUGAAGCAUCCAAAGAAGAAACUCGUAAACGAAGAAGGACAUCAAUAGCAGGAACAUUGCCUUAUGAACAUUUAAUCUCAUUUGAUGGUAUCCGUGAGUCACAACGAAUAGAAGAAUUUGGAGGAAUAGAAGAACCAAUUGUUGAUUCAAUUGUUGAACAACGAAAUCAAUAUCCGGUUCCAUUUCCUUCUUCCUAUGGGUUUGAGGUGCCACAAUCACCGAUACAAACAUCGUUUAUCGAGCCAAUUCAAUAUUUAGAGAGGAUUCCGCCGAUUUCUAAUGAAGUUGAACCGCCAAAGAGUCCACUCAAACAUGGAGAUGUUUUUUUAACGGAAUGGCAUGACUUAAAUUCAUGGAAUUUAUAG
Molecule: messenger RNA, 627 nt
Organism: Racocetra fulgida
Lineage: Eukaryota; Fungi; Glomeromycota; Glomeromycetes; Diversisporales; Gigasporaceae
Source: the annotation of a GenBank genome assembly